AUGCUAAGAGCUGGCCUCCGGGACUCCAAGAGCAUUAAUGUCUGCCAAAAAGAGGAGGAGGAGCAGAAAGAGGAGGAGGAGCAGAAAGAGGAGGAGGAGCAGAAAGAGGAGGAGGAGCAGAAAGAGGAGGAGGAGCAGAAAGAGGAGGAGGAGCAGAAAGAGGAGGAGGAGCAGAAAGAGGAGGAGGAGCAGAAAGAGGAGGAGGAGCAGAAAGAGGAGGAGGAGCAGAAAGAGGAGGAGGAGCAGAAAGAGGAGGAGGAGCAGAAAGAGGAGGAGGAGCAGAAAGAGGAGGAGGAGCAGAAAGAGGAGGAGGAGCAGAAAGAGGAGGAGGAGCAGAAAGAGGAGGAGGAGCAGAAAGAGGAGGAGGAGCAGAAAGAGGAGGAGGAGCAGAAAGAGGAGGAGGAGCAGAAAGAGGAGGAGGAGCAGAAAGAGGAGGAGGAGCAGAAAGAGGAGGAGGAGCAGAAAGAGGAGGAGGAGCAGAAAGAGGAGGAGGAGCAGAAAGAGGAGGAGGAGCAGAAAGAGGAGGAGGAGCAGAAAGAGGAGGAGGAGCAGAAAGAGGAGGAGGAGCAGAAAGAGGAGGAGGAGCAGAAAGAGGAGGAGGAGCAGAAAGAGGAGGAGGAGCAGAAAGAGGAGGAGGAGCAGAAAGAGGAGGAGGAGCAGAAAGAGGAGGAGGAGCAGAAAGAGGAGGAGGAGCAGAAAGAGGAGGAGGAGCAGAAAGAGGAGGAGGAGCAGAAAGAGGAGGAGGAGCAGAAAGAGGAGGAGGAGCAGAAAGAGGAGGAGGAGCAGAAAGAGGAGGAGGAGCAGAAAGAGGAGGAGGAGCAGAAAGAGGAGGAGGAGCAGAAAGAGGAGGAGGAGCAGAAAGAGGAGGAGGAGCAGAAAGAGGAGGAGGAGCAGAAAGAAGAGGAGGAGCAGAAAGAAGAGGAGGAGCAGAAAGAAGAGGAGGAGCAGAAAGAAGAGGAGGAGCAGAAAGAAGAGGAGGAGCAGAAAGAAGAGGAGGAGCAGAAAGAAGAGGAGGAGCAGAAAGAAGAGGAGGAGCAGAAAGAAGAGGAGGAGCAGAAAGAAGAGGAGGAGCAGAAAGAAGAGGAGGAGCAGAAAGAAGAGGAGGAGCAGAAAGAAGAGGAGGAGCAGAAAGAAGAGGAGGAGCAGAAAGAAGAGGAGGAGCAGAAAGAAGAGGAGGAGCAGAAAGAAGAGGAGGAGCAGAAGGAAGAGGAGGAGCAGAAGGAAGAGGAGGAGCAGAAGGAAGAGGAGGAGCAGAAAGAAGAGGAGGAGCAGAAAGAAGAGGAGGAGCAGAAAGAAGAGGAGGAGCAGAAAGAAGAGGAGGAGCAGAAAGAAGAGGAGGAGCAGAAAGAAGAGGAGGAGCAGAAAGAAGAGGAGGAGCAGAAAGAAGAGGAGGAGCAGAAAGAAGAGGAGGAGCAGAAAGAAGAGGAGGAGCAGAAAGAAGAGGAGGAGCAGAAAGAAGAGGAGGAGCAGAAAGAAGAGGAGGAGCAGAAAGAAGAGGAGGAGCAGAAAGAAGAGGAGGAGCAGAAAGAAGAGGAGGAGCAGAAAGAAGAGGAGGAGCAGAAAGAAGAGGAGGAGCAGAAAGAAGAGGAGGAGCAGAAAGAAGAGGAGGAGCAGAAAGAAGAGGAGGAGGAGGAGGAGGAGGCAGAGCACAUGAAAGGCACAGGAGGAGGAGGAGGAGGAGGAGGAGGAGGAGGAGGAGGAGGAGGAGGAGGAGGAGCUGAAGAUAAAGAGGCUAAGGAACUAAGGGCAGAGAUAAUUAUAAGUAAGUGGAUGAUAUCACUGUUAACAAUGAAGAGUAAAACACGGAGGAAUGUGAUGGCGCAGAGGAAACUGACGAACAACAUGGAAGUGUUACCUGGGAGGCCGCCAGCGGCGGCGGCGCGGCUACAUCCCGCGGGCGGGCCCGAGCGAGGCGCACUGCCCCAGCAGCACCAGGUCCGCUGCCAGCAGCUCGCACUGCGCAUGCGCCGGGCGGCCGCCAAUCUCGACCCCUCGUCGCUGCAGCGACUGCAGCGGUUCAGCGUGGCACACUGCCGGCGCACCCUGUCCUUGGACCACAACACGACCCGCAGCAGGUGUUUGCCGGACCAGCCGCGGACAGCGGACCUCUGGUGUUGCGUGUGGCCGCAGGGCGCGGACGGCGCCAACUGUCGCACAAUUAGGACCGUCCACACCACCCAGGCCUUUGUCGGGACCGCAAUUUUCUGUCCCGCCGCAAACCACACAACACCACGGGAUCCGCAGCUGCUCACAGCUGCUCUCAACCAAAAUUGGAGACAAGUGCCUGAUGACACAGGCUCGCGCGGCCUUCUGAAACAGGUGGAUCCAAGGUCGAACCGAGAAGACAAAGACACAACGAGACCUGCACGUGGGGAGCAGACAAACUUGGUUUCAACUGAUCAGUACGUGUUAGGGAGACGGGCGGCGAGGUUGGGAUUUUUUGUGCGGCAGGUGGCGGGCGCUGUUUACGGAAAUUACAGGCCGGCGAUCGGGCAGCGGGGAGCGCGGAGCGUGCAGCGACUCAGCCCUGGCGCCGGCCGAGCGGCCGCGGGCUUGAAAGACGCCGCCAGCCGUCAGCUGGCCGCACCGACAAAGGCGACCACAGGUAACUGCCGGCGGGCAGCCGAAACCCUGAACCUGCGUGCUGCCUUAUCACUGCGCGAGAGAGGCGGCGGAUGUCCAUCAGCGGAACGAAGAUACAUCGCGCGGGUGCGCACGCACACGCACUUUAACAAAUACACUAGAUUUUCAGAAAUUUGUGUCUGCCCUGACCACCACCACCACCACCACCACCACCACCACCACCACGCGUGGACUUGA
Messenger RNA from Schistocerca americana (American grasshopper), 2820 nucleotides. Its product is annotated as golgin subfamily A member 6-like protein 22. The record is from RefSeq and is a predicted model, not a curated record. Bases 1 to 2820 code for a protein of 939 amino acids. NCBI's taxonomy places the organism in Eukaryota, Metazoa, Arthropoda, Insecta, Orthoptera, Acrididae. The transcript is spliced from 6 exons.